AUGCCUACUAACAUGCCUACCCCAGACCCCUUCGGGGACGAGCAUCGCUCGCCGAUGAUGAACCCGUCUCUUAUGAAUAGCUACAACAACCGCACUCCUUCCCCAGGCCGACCGCAGGACGGCUACCAACUUCAAGAUAAUCCUUAUGGGCAUCCUGCCGGGCAUUUGCCCAUGCCCUCUAGCGAUCAACUAGCAGACCAACCGACUUAUUCUGUCGAGAACGUCCACAAUUCCUACGCUUACGAGGGACACGGAAACCCCUACGGCUAUCAUGAAGACUACGCGGUGGACCCCGAAGCUCAUCACGAUGCGUAUUAUACUCAACCAUAUGAGCCAUCACAUACCCCACAGGAGGACUAUGACCUAGGGCAGUAUCCCGAGGCCGGCGCCUCUCCAUUCGACGACCGUGUACCUAUGCUCCAAGUUUCGGAUAACCCUUAUGGACCGGACGCCUAUUCUGCAGACUACAAGGAUGAGCCCCGACCUACCCCAAGCCCGGCCCCCAUCAAGCGCUGGAAGACCGUCAAGGAAGUUCAGUUAUUCAAUGGCAACCUCGUCCUCGAUUGCCCAAUCGCCCCGAAGCUGUUGAGCCAGGUUCCCCAUGCCGAACCUCCGGGCCGUGACGAGUUCACUCACAUGCGUUAUUCAGCUGCGACUUGCGAUCCGGCCGAUUUUUUUGAGGAGCGAUUCACGCUCCGUCAGAAGCUUUUCGCCAAACCUCGCCAUACUGAGCUGUUCAUUGCAGUUACCAUGUACAAUGAAGAUGACUUCCUCUUUGCCCGAACGAUGUCCGGUGUAUUCAAGAACAUCGACUACAUGUGCAACCGAACAAGCAGUAAAACAUGGGGUAAGGAUUCCUGGAAGAAGAUCGUGGUCUGCGUGAUUAGUGAUGGUCGUGCGAAGAUCAACGCGCGAACUCGUGCUGUGCUGGCCGGUCUGGGUGUCUACCAAGAUGGAAUUGCCAAGCAGCAGGUCAACGGCAAGGACGUGACUGCGCACAUUUACGAAUACACCACCCAAGUGGGUCUCGAAGUUAAGGGCACGCAAGUUCAUCUGAAGCCCCGGAGCGGACCGCCUGUGCAGAUGAUCUUCUGUCUGAAGGAAAAGAACCAGAAGAAGAUUAACUCCCAUCGAUGGUUCUUCCAGGCCUUCGGCCGUGUUUUGGACCCUAACAUCUGUGUGCUUCUGGAUGCUGGUACCAAGCCUGGCAAGGAUUCAAUCUAUCACCUCUGGAAGGCGUUUGACGUGGAGCCCAUGUGUGGUGGUGCCUGUGGAGAGAUCAAAGUCAUGUUGUCGCACGGCAAGAAGCUCUUGAACCCUCUCGUGGCUGGGCAGAACUUCGAAUAUAAGCUGAGUAACAUUCUGGAUAAGCCGUUAGAGUCUUCCUUCGGGUUCAUUACUGUGUUGCCGGGUGCCUUCUCGGCGUACCGGUUCAUCGCAUUGCAAAAUGACAAGAAUGGCCAAGGGCCUUUGGAACGAUACUUUCUGGGUGAAAAGAUGCAUGGUGCCAACGCUGGUAUUUUCACAGCCAACAUGUAUCUGGCCGAGGAUCGAAUUUUGUGCUUUGAGAUCGUCACCAAACGCAAGUGCCGCUGGCUCUUGCAGUAUGUGAAGUCGUCCACUGGGGAGACCGAUGUGCCCGACCGCAUGGCCGAGUUUAUUCUGCAGCGGCGUCGUUGGUUGAACGGCAGUUUCUUCGCUGCUGUUUACGCCAUUGCACACUUCUACCAGAUCUGGCGCAGCGACCACAGCUUCUUGCGCAAGUUCUUCCUGUUCCUCGAAUUCAUCUACCAGACUGUCCAGAUCAUCUUCGCUUGGUUUGGUAUCGGUAACUUUUUCUUGAUCUUCCACAUCCUUACGACGUAUCUGGGUGCUGCGGACCUCCUUGGGACGGUUGGCAAAGUCCUGGGUAUUGUCUUUGAAUGGCUUUAUCUUGCGACCCUGGUCACUUGUUUCGUCCUGGCUCUUGGCAAUCGACCUGGUGGCUCCAACAAGUUCUAUAUGACAAUGGUCUACUUCUGGAUCUUUAUCAUGAUAUACUUGUCAUUCGCCUCCAUCUUCGUCACCGUCAGGUCUAUUCAAGAGGAAGUCGCAGACAAAUCUUUCUCUGUCUCUCAACUCUUCACUAACAAGACAUUCUUCUCGAUUAUUGUGUCUCUCGGUUCGACCUACGUUAUGUGGUUUGUUGCAUCGUUCAUCUUCUUGGACCCCUGGCACAUGUUCACCUGCUUCAUCCAAUAUAUCCUGCUCACCCCAACCUACAUCAACGUUCUCAACAUCUACGCUUUCUGCAACACACAUGAUAUCACCUGGGGCACGAAGGGAGACGACAAGGCUGAAAAACUGCCUUCGGCCAACCUCAAGCCUGGUGGCAAGGUCGACGUGAACAUCCCGCAAGAUGAUGGGGACUUGAACGCUCAAUACGAAGCCGAGCUGGCAAAGUUUGCGGUCAAGCCUCCGAAGGAAGUUCAGGUUAUAUCAGAGGAGGACCGUCAAGCCGACUACUACAAGGGAUUCCGAAGUGCCGUCGUGCUGGCGUGGGUCUUCUGUAACUUUGCCCUUGGUGCCGUUGUUCUCAGCGCUGCUGGUCUGGAGAAUCUUGACAACUCGAGCUCUUCCUCGUCCAGCUCUUCUUCCAAUUCCCCCACCAAGCGAUCAAAAACCGACACGGGCGCUGACAACCGAUCUUUGAUUUAUAUGGAAGUCGUUCUGUGGAGUGUGGCCGGCCUCUCACUGAUCAAGUUCCUUGGCGCAAUGUGGUACUUGGUUGUUCGCAUGGUGAGUUUCCAUUUCUUUCCUAUCCCCCCUACGCCGAGUGGGGAACAUCUUUUUGUGUCGUUCAGCUUUGCGUCUGGUCUUUUUCAGGAUAUCCCCAAUGUUGAUACCUCGGCGGGUCCGGUC
This is a messenger RNA of Penicillium chermesinum, 2901 nucleotides long. RefSeq names its product chitin synthase I (gene chsA). The record is from RefSeq and is a predicted model, not a curated record. The annotation marks the transcript as partial. Lineage: Eukaryota; Fungi; Ascomycota; Eurotiomycetes; Eurotiales; Aspergillaceae. The transcript is spliced from 4 exons. Gene Ontology annotation, molecular function: chitin synthase activity. Gene Ontology annotation, cellular component: cell septum; cell periphery.